AUGAAUGUCCUACAGAUUAGUGCUGUGGCUUGCGCUUUCAUCAGCCUCCUGUUCCUCCUCAUUGCCCUGGGCUCAGACUACUGGUUGCAAAGCAGUGUUCAUAACACUGGCCUGUGGGUAGGUUGUUAUUCCAAAGAAGGCUGUGGUUCAUUUGGGAUGGAUGUGCCAGAUUACUACCAUGCUACCCGAGCCUUCAUGUUCUUCGGGAUGAUUGCUGGAGCCGUCUCUUGCCUUGGCCUUUGUGGCAAAUGUUUUGACUUUCAAUUUGGCUCCCUCUCCAAGGCCAAGACUGCAGCUAUAGCCAGCCUUGUUGCAGCUCUUUGUGUCAUGAUUGCCAUGGCCACCUUCACAGGGCAGACAGGAUCAAAUGCCUCUUAUGGAUGGUCUUUUGGCUUGGGCUGGGCCUCCUUUCCUCUCUUCCUUGUAACUGGUGUGCUGGCUUUCCUCUUAGAUGGGUCAGCAUGA
Molecule: messenger RNA, 465 nt
Organism: Zootoca vivipara (common lizard)
Lineage: Eukaryota; Metazoa; Chordata; Lepidosauria; Squamata; Lacertidae
Product: protein NKG7-like
Cellular component (GO): plasma membrane
Source: RefSeq, a predicted model, not a curated record